Cladophialophora immunda is the source of this 2412-nucleotide messenger RNA. RefSeq lists its product as uncharacterized. The record is from RefSeq and is a predicted model, not a curated record. NCBI's taxonomy places the organism in Eukaryota, Fungi, Ascomycota, Eurotiomycetes, Chaetothyriales, Herpotrichiellaceae. The transcript has a single exon. Bases 1 to 2073 code for a protein of 690 amino acids.
AUGGAGGCCUGUGCAUUCAAAAAUCCCACAGUCGACCUCGACCAGCCUCACGAGGUAUUUCACCACCAGGACGAUGUUAGAGGUGCUUUUGAUACGCUGCCGGAGACACCUGCAGCUCCACCGAAACACCUACACCCAUUGGAGACAUACCAGCCUACCGCUGAUGGACGAAACUUGAACGUUGUUCAAAAGUCUGGAGAAUUGCGAGGAGGGGCGGAUCGUCAUUUGCCGACGGUCGAACACAGCUUUCCAUCGUCUUCUGCGCUAACGAUAGGCCUCGCGGCUUCUCUCAAUGAUCAAUCAGCGCCGACUGUCUUGAGGCAAGGCAUCACUUCGUCAUUUCGACGACUAUUCGGCUCAUUCAAGUCAUCUGUUGGAGGAACGUCAAGUGAGGGAAGCUUGCUGAGCCGGCAACAGUCACGAUAUGCUAGCACCACCGACACCAACGCCACUACACCUACCUCUCUUGUCACAACCUCCAAUCUCAUGUCAAUACAGAGGCUCGUUGCCGAUCCAGAUAUGCCUAUAGAGACAUCAAUCGCAGAAUUGUGGACAUCGAGGAUACAAAACCGGCUGUAUUGUGAACUCGAGAAGCAUGUUGUCGAAGCGUCGUGGAUAUUAGAACUGUUGAUGGUUGGUGAAAACCAGAACAAGCUCAAACCGACAAUAGUCAUCACAUGCCGAACAGACCGAGCUCGAAAAGAAAUUAAAAAGGUUUGCAAAGAGCUAAAAUGGCUCAAGCGACUAUGCAGCGAGAAUGACCUGCGAGUAGUUGCACAUGUUCAGCAAUUUGUGUUGAACGGAAGAGUCAUAAAUGGCAACACUGCAUGUUCCGUGAAAAGGUCAUGCGUAGUCGAAAUCCCGCAGGGAGCCAGGACGUUUUGCGGUCAAAGGGUUCAGGUUUUCUCCGAAGCUGGGAAUGAGGUUGGCUCUUGCACAUUCGGGGGUCUGGUGACGAUCGGACACAUCGUGUACGGAAUUACCGCAGGCCACCCGUUCAUCACGGGCGGUGGCGAUGACUCAGAUGCUGCUGAAAUCAUGGGUGGAGAGGAUGUCGACAAUGAGAGCUCAUUCGAGUCGGAGGAUCCAUUCAUCUCUUUUGACAGCGACGAUGAAGAGGAUACAUCUUCAAUAUCUGCAGGCGACAACGGCAACCCCAACCCGACAGGGACAAAAGUAAUAGCCAGAGAUUCGGUCGAAGCGGACAGUGCAAAUGUGCAGCAGCUAGCUCCAGCCUCAAGGCCACGCAUGCCUCCAGAGUGUCUUGACCGGUUCCACCACAUCAACACUGAAAGCGGAUCGGAGCCUACAUUGAUAGCUUCUUCGGUCAACAGACGCCCCAUGACCCCGGAUAUUUGGCCCACGGCACACACCUCGAUUCCAGGUCUUCAGCUUCAACAACCAUGCCAACACCGUGAGCACGAGAUGGACGAUCCGCACAGAGAACUUCGAGCAGCUACCGUCUCAGUAGCAGGUGAUUUCAACCAGUUCCCACUUCAAGAGUUAAAGAUGGAGGCAGACUGUGCUCUUAUUGAUGUUUCGAGCUGGCCUGACCUCCUGCCAAAUGCGAUAUGUUUCAGAGAUCCUCGUCGGGAUAUCCUCAUUGAGGGAGCUGUGGAGCAGACAGACAAUGUGAAUGGCGAAGUGACCGUUAUCGCAGCCGAAAUUGGGCCACAAUAUGGUGUCCUUUCAGCCUUGAGGUCCAUCCUGAAGAUAGGGAAAUCGGUAUUUGAGGUGCGCCGUGUCAGCCUCGAACGCAACCUGCCGCGCGGUGUCUCGGGCGCCUGGGUCGUCAAUGACAAACUCGUUUGUGGCCACAUCAUCGCCUCGCGAUCUGACGCACCAUGGGCGUAUAUGGUAUCUAUCGACUCCCUUCUAGACAGUAUCAAGGGAGUUAAAGCUGCCGGAAGCGUUCAAAUACCUCGUCCGGAAAUCGUGCAAAGAGCCCACAAGACGACGUCUCGGUGUGUGAAGCAAACAGUGACGGCUGAGAGGCAGAGAUGUGGACCUUCAAGCAGCGCUCUUCACACUGUCCACGAGGAAGAUUUUAUGCGGCAACCGCGCCAUUUUUGAGCUGAAAAGAUGAGGAGAGUGCCAUGCAACCAGGCCUCACAGCAGUCGAUUUCGGUCUCGAAGUUUGAGAUGCGAAACCAAGGACCGUCCCAUGCUUUAGAGAAACGCACAGGAUUGUCGGCAGCAAGGGUCCCAUCUCACCAGGGAAAGAUUUGGAGUGCUACGGUAGCCAGAAAGUCACCCCUUUCGAAUAUGCUGUGAUUGCGUAGUUGUCUGAAGUCGCUUGUUUACCGUACAAUGUUCUUUCCGCCAUGGUAUAGUUUGUCAGCCAACAUAGGGCUCCUUGAGAACGAGGAGACGAAGGUAGAUACAGGAAGCAGGCAAAAGCGACCCCGUCCC